Molecule: messenger RNA, 1494 nt
Organism: Centruroides sculpturatus (bark scorpion)
Lineage: Eukaryota; Metazoa; Arthropoda; Arachnida; Scorpiones; Buthidae
Product: putative fatty acyl-CoA reductase CG5065
Exons: 10
Coding region: 132-1313 (393 amino acids)
Biological process (GO): long-chain fatty-acyl-CoA metabolic process
Cellular component (GO): peroxisome
Molecular function (GO): alcohol-forming very long-chain fatty acyl-CoA reductase (NADP+) activity
Source: RefSeq, a predicted model, not a curated record
CGUAAUAAUUUAUAUUUACGAUAUAAAAGAUUUUCGAAAGUGUCUUACUGAAAAAUCCGGAGAUUUUUAAUAAAGUGGAAUGCAUCGAAGGGAACCUCACUGAAGAGAAUUUAGGAAUUUCUUCUUCGGAAAUGAAUUUGAUUACGAAGAAUGUUUCGGUGGUGUUUCACUUGGCCGCUUCGGUUAAAUUCAAUGAACCUUUAAGGGAUUCAUUCGUCAACAAUGUGGAAUCGACGAAAAAUCUAGCAGAAGUUUGUCGCAAAAUGAAUAAUUUAUUGGUAUUCGUGCACACAUCGACAGCUUACGCUUUCUGCAAUAGAAAGGAAGUGGACGAAAAAAUUUAUACAAUGUCCAGAACUUGUGAAGAAUUUAAGAAAAUCGCAAAUCUAGAAAAUAUCGAUUCAGCAAAGAUAACAGAGGGAAAUGUUUUCGAAGGUCGACCUAACACCUAUACUUUAACAAAGGCCAUAACAGAAAAUUACUUAAAUAACUUCUGUAGAGAUUUACCUGUAGUUAUCGUAAGGCCUUCUAUAGUAGGUUGCACUUGGAAAGAACCUAUUCGCGGAUGGAACGAUAACCAUAGUGGUGCAGAUUAUUUAAUUGCCUCCGGAUUAAAAGGAAUACUCAGAAGCAUAUUAAUCGACGAAGACAAAAUUUGUGAUUUUAUUCCUGCGGACACAGUGAUUAAUUUGAUGUUGGCUGCCGCUUGGAAAAAGGCGGCGAUUCUUCAUCAAAGAGAAGAUGAAAUCCCAGUUUACAAUUGCACUUCAGGAUAUAUAAAUCCUCUUACAUAUCGGAAGUUUCUGCAGUGUUUGUAUUUCCAUUCUUGGAAUUAUCCAUCGGCGAACACAUUUUUAUAUCCAACAAAAAUGGCCAAGAAGAAUUAUUAUUGGAAUCGUGUUUGCGUUGUUUUGCAACAUCAAUUUCCUGCAAUGUUAACCGAUUUAUUUCAAGUUGCUGUUGGCAGGAAACCAAAGAUGAUGAAUGUAUACAAAAACUUUCAAAAGAUGGUGGAUGUGUUAGGACAUUUUUACAAUAAAGAAUGGAACUUUUGUUCUAAUAAUAUGGAAAAAUUGAUAGAAGCAAUGUCAAGCGAAGAUAGACAGAAUUUCGACUUUGACAUCUCGAAACUCAAUUGGGACGAUUACUUGGAUGACUACGUUUUGGGCAUCAGGAGAUUUGUAUUAAAGGAAGAUGACUCGACCAUUCCUCGAAGUAGAAAACGAUUGUUAAUGAAAUAUUAUUCCAUUUUACUUGCCCAAACUGGAUUGUUUUUUGGAUUUCUUUACAGUCUCACCUUUUUAUCAUUGUAAUGUUUCUAAGAAAUGCUUUACUUUUCUAGAGGAUAAUAUAUUAUAUUACAUUUUAAUGAUAUUACUUUCUCACGAUGUAAAUCGAGACGUUACUCCUGAUAUUGAUAAAUUGAUUUCUGUUUUCGAAUGUAAAAAACUAUAAAGAAGAGAGAUAUAUUAAAGAUUAAUAUUUUUCAUCCAA